Thamnophis sirtalis is the source of this 675-nucleotide messenger RNA. The record is from RefSeq and is a predicted model, not a curated record. NCBI's taxonomy places the organism in Eukaryota, Metazoa, Chordata, Lepidosauria, Squamata, Natricidae.
AUGAUGGAAAGAAUAAGAAAAGAGAUGAUUUUGAUGGAAAGGGGGCUGCACAGCCCCACGGCCGGCAAAAGGCUGGCGAAUCUGACCGAGGCGGCUGGGAACGCGGUCCUGGAGGCCCUGGAAAACUCGCCCCACGGCGGCCGGCUCAGCCCAAGACUAACUUCCGCUUCUCUGCACAGCUCCAUCGGGGACCUCCCGGCCGCCAAAGGCAAAUUCGAAAUCGACGCUUUAUUCAGCCUUCAGCACCAGAACAGCGAAAGCGCCGUAGCGGCAGAGCUGCCUCCCGCCGAAAGCAGGAAGAAAAUUAGCCAUUACUCAGAAGUGGCUGGAGAGGUAGACAUGAACAGCGACGUGGAGGUCGGCUGCUCCGCGCUUCGCUCGCCGACCAGCCUGGCCUCCUCUCUGAAGGAAAGCAAUAACAAAGGCUAUUCGGAGAGCAGUUCGACUCCUAGCACCACCAGCUCGUCUUCAGGAUCCACACUGAGCAACUUGCACAGCGGAAGCAGCCUGAGCAGUUCCAGCUCCGGGGCCGACCAAGUGAGGAGGUACCGCACCGCUUUCACCCGGGAGCAAAUCGCCCGGUUGGAAAAGGAAUUCUACCGCGAGAACUAUGUUUCCAGGCCUAGACGGUGUGAGCUGGCCGCGGCGCUCAACCUUCCCGAGACGACCAUAAAG